Coregonus clupeaformis (lake whitefish) is the source of this 1104-nucleotide messenger RNA. RefSeq names its product beta-crystallin B1-like. The transcript has 6 exons. Gene Ontology annotation, biological process: visual perception; lens development in camera-type eye. Gene Ontology annotation, molecular function: structural constituent of eye lens. NCBI's taxonomy places the organism in Eukaryota, Metazoa, Chordata, Actinopteri, Salmoniformes, Salmonidae. The coding region runs from base 107 to 763 and encodes 218 amino acids. The record is from RefSeq and is a predicted model, not a curated record.
UGUGUUUAAUCCCCCUCCUCUGGGCGCCAGCGUAUAAAAGGGCAGGGCACGCUCCGAGCCACACACACUCUCUGAGUGAGGCAGAUCACACACACACACAGUCAUCAUGUCCAGUGAUAAGUCCAAGGCUGCUUCCCAGACCGACGGGAAGGCUACCCAGAGCAAGAAGUCUGAGAUGGGCAUGAUGUCCUACAAGAUGUUUGUGUUCGACCAGGAGAACUUCCAGGGUCGCAUGGUUGAGAUCAGCAACGAGUGCAUGAACGUGUGUGAGAUGGGCAUGGACCGCGUCCGCUCCCUCCGCGUUGAGUGUGGACCCUUCGUGGGCUUCGAGCAGAUGAACUUCUGUGGUGAGCACUACAUCCUGGAGAAGGGAGAGUACCCCCGUUGGGACUCUUGGAGCAACUGCCAGAAGAACGACUACCUGCUGUCCUUCAGGCCCGUCCGCAUGGACCCAGAGAAGCACAAGAUCUGCCUGUUCGAGGUUGGAGAGUUCAAGGGUCGUAAGAUGGAGAUCAUGGAUGAUGACGUUCCCUCUCUGUUCUCCUAUGGCUUCACCGACAGGGUCGGCAGCAUCAUGGUCAGCUGCGGAACCUGGGUGGGCUACCAGUUCCCCGGAUACCGUGGCUCCCAGUACCUGCUGGAGAAGGGCGACUUCAAACACUUCAACGAGUUCGGCGCCCGCCACCCCCAGUUCCAGUCCGUGAGGCGUAUCCGCGACAUGCAGUGGCACCAGCAGGGAUGCUACACCAUGGCCAGCAAGUGAGGCUCAGGGAAGGAGAGAAAGAGAAAGAGCGGAAGAGAGGGAGAGGGGCGGAGGAAGAGAGAGAGGGGGAGAGAUGUCUGAGGCCUUGCCGAACCCCUGGCUGAAGCUAACCAUCUGAAACAGCAAGGGAGAGGGGUGACGUUAAAUAUCUCCCACUCUGUGAAACCUCAAUGGAAGGACCACCUGGCUAGAGAACAUUCUCGGCUCAGGGUAUGAUGCACCAUGGUAAAAGGAGCUUCUAUCUCCUCCCCCCACUUCCUAACCCUGUGUAUCACACACCCUCUCUGCUGUGCAGAAUCCUGGCCAACUUUUCAAUAAAAAGGAAAAUCUUGAUUUCAAAA